UAUAUAAUCCUCGUAGACAAGAGAAAGAAGCAGAAACACCCAAGACGUCUCUUCUUCUGCUGCAAGGAACUCUAGAUAGAUAUCCAACAUGGACUACGGAGACAUCUUGAAGGUUGAAACAACCGGAGCGUCCAAAGAAACCGCGGAGGCAUACUAUGAUAGGAAUCUGAGCAAAGGUGUAACGGCAUCGGAAAUAAUGGCUAAAGAAGAUUUGGAUAGUAUGAAAAAAUAUAAGACCAUCAUUAAGAAUGUGGCAGAAAGAUGGGAUGUUAACCCAGCUCUCAUCGCUGGCAUCAUCUCCAGAGAGUCCGAGGCCGGUUUCUCCAUCAAAAAUACUGACCCCCCCGGUUGGGGGGACAAGGGUAAUGCCUUUGGACUGAUGCAGGUUGAUAAGAGACAUCAUGAUAUACCAAAACAUCAAACCUGGGACGGUGGGGAGCACCUGUACCAAGCCACUGGGAUCCUGGUCUAUUUCAUUGGACGGAUCCAGAAGAAGUUCCCCAGCUGGACCGCAGAACAGCAGCUGAAGGGAGCACUCGCAGCCUACAACAAGGGAGACGGUGUUGUUCGCUCCUAUAAAAAUGUGGACGAGAAUACCACAGGAAAAGACUACUCCAAUGAUGUCGUUGCCAGAGCCAAGUGGUACUGGGAUAAUCUUUUUAAGCCUUCUUGCUGGCCAUGGCAGCGUUGAUGAGCAGAACACAGUGUUUAAAUGGAGGAAGAUCUAUCUAAUAUGUGUGUGUGAUAGGGAGUCCAGAUAUUGGACUCCCUAUCUGUUCUAUGGUUGUUUGGAUUAAAAUGACUGGACUAUAACCAUUCGAUUCGAUUAUAAAAAAUAUAUUGCUGUAAUUUAUCAAGCAUUUGUAAUUAAA
This is a messenger RNA of Gadus chalcogrammus (walleye pollock), 872 nucleotides long. Its product is annotated as lysozyme g-like. The record is from RefSeq and is a predicted model, not a curated record. Gene Ontology annotation, cellular component: extracellular region. Gene Ontology annotation, biological process: peptidoglycan catabolic process; defense response to Gram-positive bacterium. The transcript has 5 exons. Lineage: Eukaryota; Metazoa; Chordata; Actinopteri; Gadiformes; Gadidae. The coding region runs from base 89 to 691 and encodes 200 amino acids. Gene Ontology annotation, molecular function: lysozyme activity.